GUUUGUACAUGCAGUGAUCUAGUUUUUAGAACCUUCUUAUAAUGGCUACAGUAGUUUCUCAAGUUGCUGUCAACCUAGAAAAGCCUGUCGAUAGAGAGAAGACUUGCCCACUACUUUUACGAGUCUUCUGUGCCAACGGGAGACAUAAUCCGAUCUCUGACUAUAUGAGGGGUGGAGUUCCUGCAAAUGAACUUCAGAUGUAUACUUGGAUGGAUUGCACCCUCCGUGAACUUACUUCGCUCAUCAAGGAGGUUAACCCUGAUGCGCGUCGUCGCGGCACUACCUUCGACUUCGCUAUAGUAGCCCCUGAUCGUAUGAAUAACCGUUACACCAUCCGCGACAUCGGAAAUACUAUGAAUGGCCAGAGGGGCGUCGAUGACGGAAAAUCGCUCUCCAUGUGCAAGUUUGAGAUUGGAGACUUCAUUGAUGUGGCAAUUACUAUGCCUGGGGUUGGACCAGGACCAGUGAGAAGGUACGGAUCAUUUGGUAUGAGGCGCAAUGGGGAUGACUUUGAUAGGGAUAGAAGAAGGUUCAGUCCUGUUCGAGAAAGGUAUUGACAAUGAUCUCUAUGCACCUCUUGCAAAACACUAUGCUCCAUGAGCUUCUUCAUCGUUCAACUGUGGUUUUGUUGUUUGUUGCGAGUUAUACUCGUUAUUUUCAAUUUUAGUAUGAACUAUGUACUUUUGGUAAGAUAUUUUUUGUUUUUUGAAUAACUAUUACCGAAUAAAACGGAAAUAAAUUUCUGGACACAUGACUGACUCCUG
Cylicocyclus nassatus is the source of this 764-nucleotide messenger RNA. Lineage: Eukaryota; Metazoa; Nematoda; Chromadorea; Rhabditida; Strongylidae. The record is from the annotation of a GenBank genome assembly.